ACGAUAAAGAUAGCCCAACUCGAUAAAGUGACCGUAAUCGGGCGAUGUCCAGCUACUGGGCGUAUCGGGUGUGAAUCAAACACGGUAGCAGCAAGUGCAUUACCGGUGGUCAGCCAGAAAUGAGUUCGCGGUCAUAGUUGUGGCUGGUACUGGCCCCAAAAUAACCUUCACUCCGCACAGCCGCACUGGUUAGUAGCGUGCCGAUCACCAAGCGAACGGUACGUAGCUCUCAAGCAGCUCAACACUCUUAGUGUCACUCCAGAGAUUUGGGAACGAUCGGCGGAGUAUUUACAGCAGAAGAGUGAGCGAGCAGAAGUUGAGUGGUGGUUUCAAUAACUCGAAUUUUCGAAUUUUAAGAAAACCAUCGCCAAAGCUUUCUCUCCGGUUGGUGUGAGCAGUAGUUACAGUGUCGGUGUGUUCUAAUAAAGUUAGUGGAUUAAGGAUUAUCAAUGGUAUAGAUUUGUGUAGUGUUUCUGAGUGUAUCGGUGAAUGUGCGCCAGGAAAUUAAAAAGUGAAGUGACGGCCUGUGGACCGGAAGCAGUAACGUGAGAACGGUUGAGUCAAAUCAUCUUACACCUCACUAGCUUCGUGCAAGUCCAAGUUAUAGCAGCGAAUGAGUUCGUACUACGCCGUGGAGUAAUAUAAUUCCGAGUUCCACAAAAUGACACCAGUGCUCUCCCGUCUGCGGACGGUCAGUGUGUUUGUAUUUUUAAUUCCGGCGACUCUGGGCAUGGUGGUGAUAGAAAGUAAUAUCUACACCAGCGAUGAAGCAAUUACAGCAACUGCUGGGGCGCGAAUGGAUGAGGCGACCACGAUACUGUCCGCCGCCUUCCAAAACGAAACAACGGUAGCACCGAUACACUUGACGCUAGACGAAAGAAUAGAGCUGGAAAAGCUCACCUGGCACUGGUACCCGUGGCGACGGAUCAACUACGAGGUGAUGCCAGAUGGUCGUAAUGUGGAGAAGGAAUGUGAUGAAGGAAACUCUGCCCUCGAUGAUUUGCCCGAUGAUAUUUUCACACAGGAACAACGGUUACAGGGAGCGAUUGUGCUACACUUUGUCGGUGCCAUCUAUUUCUUCACUAUUGUUGCUUAUGUGUGCAGCGAGUACUUUCUGCCAUCGGUGGAGUGUAUCUGCGAGGAUCUGCAUCUCACACAGGACGUAGCAGCGGCCACAUUCAUGGCUGUCGCUUCAACGAUGCCCGAAUUUUUCACCAACACAAUCAGUACCUUCAUCGCAGACUCCGACAUGGGCUUGGGAACAGUUAUGGGUUCUCUGCUGUUCAAUACGCUUGGUGUAGCGGGAUUGGCUGGUUUGGCCACGAAAGCGCCGGUUCAGCUCGACUGGUGGCCACUGACACGUGAUGCGGUCGUUUUCUCUGCCCACGUGGCACUGCUCAUCGGGUUCGCCUGGGAUGGACGAAUCUACUGGUACGAGGCGAUGGUGUUCUUCAUCCUGUUCUUCGUGUACUUCGUGCUAAUGUUCCAGAACAAGCGGCUUAUGAAGAUAGCCAAGAAGUACAUCGAAGUGAAGUGGAAUAUGUGCGCCCGGGUGAUUCGUAACAUAGAAGAGGAAGAACGGAUUGCGAACGAGGCGCAGAUACAGCAAAACAUUGCCACCAUACCGAACCUUGCGCGAAAAACACUGGAAAAGCCUGCCUUCCGGCCAUCGACUGCUUCCAUUCUGUCCGAGCAAAUGGCAGAAACCAGGAUGAAGAUGGGCGAACUACAGAUUCCCUCUCGGCACGUGGUGGAAGAUCCCGGUGACUACGACGACAUGACGUUGUGGAAAAUCUCGACUGAAACGUGGUACCGAGCGGUCUGGUGGUGGUACAGCUGGCCGAUGCGGUUCAUCACCAAGUUUACCAUUCCGCAGCCAGCGAAAUAUCGUCGCUGGUACCCGUUGACAUUCAUCAUGUGCAUCGUCUAUCUGGCCGGGUGCGCUUUCAUGACGUUCUGGUUGCUGUCCAUCAUCGGUUACACCUUCGACAUUCCGGAAUCGGUAAUGGGACUGACGUUCCUGGCGUUUGGAGGCUGCAUGCCGGAAGCCGUGUCCGCCGUGCUGGUCAUCCGGUCUGGCAGUGGAGCCAUGGGCGUUUCCAACGCAAUGGGUGCCAACUCGCUAGCGAUUCUGUUCUCGCUCGGGUUACCGUGGUUCAUUCGAACGCUAUCCGAUGGUGGCAGUGGUACUAAUGCGUAUCUGGUGAUCGCUUCCUAUGGAUUGCAGUACUCGAUCAUAGUACUGCUCGGUACCGUCAUCUUCCUGUACGUGGUGAUCUACGUUGCGUUGUACAAGCUACGCAAGACUGUCGGCCUGGUCCUGUUCCUUGGCUAUGGAAUCGCCGUUGCCUUUAUGAUAUUGAACGAGCUGGACGUGAUCAUACCGUCGGGAGACAAAUGCUGAACUAGCGAGCCGGCAUCGGCCACAUGACAGAAUAUACUCCAAGCAGAUUCUCCAUCAAGCGACAUCAGUUCCAGUAUGCCCCAUACGUUCACAGGAUGCAUCGGGUGCAUCGAUCGUUUAGUGAUCACUAAGUUAGUGUAGAGUGCCUACUGUAGCAUUUUUGAGAUUUUCGGCCUUUGCUACUGCGCCAUAGCAACGUGCUGGUUACGUUGAUCCCUUUUCCUGGUCUGGUGGUUAGUACUGUUGUAGCUAGUAAUUAUUUGUUGCGGUAGUAAACUGUAAAACAACUUGCACCAAAACAAACGACCGGCUAGUAAUUCAUACAUCCUUUGUUCUAAUUUUCUAUCCUUUGCGUGUUAAAACUCAGUGAUCAAAAAAUCAAGUGUUAUAUAAACGUUUGACCAGAAUAUACUCUACACGGGUGUAACAAGGA
This is a messenger RNA of Anopheles aquasalis, 2837 nucleotides long. RefSeq names its product sodium/potassium/calcium exchanger 3-like. Gene Ontology annotation, molecular function: calcium channel activity; calcium, potassium:sodium antiporter activity. Gene Ontology annotation, biological process: calcium ion transmembrane transport; intracellular calcium ion homeostasis. The record is from RefSeq and is a predicted model, not a curated record. Lineage: Eukaryota; Metazoa; Arthropoda; Insecta; Diptera; Culicidae. Gene Ontology annotation, cellular component: plasma membrane.